This is a messenger RNA of Beta vulgaris subsp. vulgaris (sugar beet), 725 nucleotides long. RefSeq lists its product as uncharacterized. The transcript has 2 exons. The record is from RefSeq and is a predicted model, not a curated record. Bases 21 to 725 code for a protein of 234 amino acids. NCBI's taxonomy places the organism in Eukaryota, Viridiplantae, Streptophyta, Magnoliopsida, Caryophyllales, Amaranthaceae.
ACCAACUAAUUCACACAAUUAUGGAUGUGAAAAAACAGACAUCAGACACUGUUGCAUCCAGAAAAGACAUUGCUAAAUUGUGUAAAAGGCCUCAACUUCAUGUUACCAAGGAUGCGAACGGAAAAGAAACUCCACCAAAAGCGCCUUUCGCACUGGACAUAGCCCAAAGGAAAGUAUUAUGCAACUGGGUGAGAGAUUUAAAAUUUCCAGAUGGUUAUGCGUCCGACUUAACAAGAUGUGUGGACAUGCAGUCCGGUAAGCUGCACAGUAUGAAAAGUCAUGACUGUCAUGUCUUCAUGGAAAGAUUGUUACCGAUAGCAUUAAAGGAGUUGCUCCCGGUUCAUGUGUGGAAAGCUGUUACUGAGAUCAGCCUCUUUUUUCGUGAUUUGUGUUGCUCCACCAUCACAGUAAGAGACAUGGAAAGAUUGGAAAAGAACAUAGCCGAGAUCAUUUGUAAACUUGAAAAGAUUUUCCCACCAUCAUUCUUCAAUUCCAUGGAACACUUACCGGUUCACCUUCCACGCGAAGCUAGGCUAUGUGGUCCCGUACAAUACCGUUGGAUGUAUCCCUUUGAAAGGUUCCUUAAUCAUUUAAAACGCAAAAUUGGUAACAAGGCUCGUGUGGAGGGUUCUAUUUGUAAUGCGUACUUGUGCGAAGAGAUUGCAAACUUCUGUUCCAACUAUUUUCAGCAAGGAGUGGAUACUAAGACACGAGAUUUAGGCUAA